Pan troglodytes (chimpanzee) is the source of this 1585-nucleotide messenger RNA. Its product is annotated as citrate synthase, mitochondrial-like. The transcript has a single exon. The record is from RefSeq and is a predicted model, not a curated record. Gene Ontology annotation, biological process: citrate metabolic process; carbohydrate metabolic process; tricarboxylic acid cycle. Gene Ontology annotation, cellular component: mitochondrial matrix. Lineage: Eukaryota; Metazoa; Chordata; Mammalia; Primates; Hominidae.
CCUGUUCCUGCCACAGCUCUCUCCCCUUACCUCCCCACUAGAUCCCGGAGAUCGCCCGCCAUGGCUUUACUUACUGCGGCUGCCCGGCUCUUGGGAACCAAGAAUGCAUCUUGUCUUGUUCUUGCAGCCCUGCAUGCCAGUGCUUCCUCCACGAAUUUGAAAGACAUAUUGGCUGACCUGAUACCUAAGGAGCAGGCCAGAAUUAAGACCUUCAGGCAGCAACAUGGCAAGAAGGUGGUGGGCCAAAUCACUGUGGACAUGAUGUAUGGUGGCAUGAGAGGCAUGAAGGGAUUCGUCUAUGAAACAUCAGUUCUUGAUCCUGAUGAGGGCAUCCGUUUCUGAGGCUUUAGUAUGCCUGAAUGCCAGAAACUGCUACCCAAGGCUAAGGGUGGGGAAGAACCCCUGCCUGAGGGCUUAUUUUGGCUGCCGGUAACUGGACGUAUCCCAACAGAGGAACAGGUAUCUUGGCUCUCAAAAGAGUGGGCAAAGAGGGCAGCUCUGCCUUCCCAUGUGGUCACCAUGCUGGACAACUUUCCCACCAAUCUACACCCCAUGUCUCAGCUCAGUGCAGCCAUUACAGCCCUCAACAGUGAAAGUAACUUUGCCCAAGCAUAUGCACGGGGUAUCAGCCGAACCAAGUACUGGGAGUUGAUUUAUGAAGACUCUAUGGAUCUAAUCACAAAGCUACCUUGUGUCGCAGCAAAGAUCUACCGAAAUCUCUACGGAGAAGGCAGUGGUACUGGGGCCAUUGACUCUAACCUGGACUGGUCUCACAAUUUCACCAACAUGUUAGGCUAUACUGAUCAUCAGUUCCCUGAGCUCAUGCACCUGUACCUCACUAUCCACAGUGACCAUGAGGGCGGCAAUGUAAGUGCCCAUACCAGCCACUUGGUGGGCAGUGCCCUUUCAGACCCUUACCUGUCCUUUGCAGCAGCCAUGAACGGGCUGGCAGGGCCUCUCCAUGGACUGGCAAAUCAGGAAGUGCUUGUCUGGCUAACACAGCUGCAGAAGGAAGUUGGCAAAGAUGUGUCAGAUGAGAAGCUACGAGACUACAUCUGGAACACACUCAACUCAGGACGGGCUGUUCCAGGCUAUGGCCAUGCAGUACUAAGGAAGACUGAUCCAUGAUAUACCUGUCAGCGAGAGUUUGUUCUGAAACACCUGCCUAGUGACCCCAUGUUUAAGUUGGUUGCUCAGCUAUGCAAGAUUGUGCCCAAUGUCCUCUUAGAGCAGGGUAAGGCCAAGAAUCCUUGGCCCAAUGUAGAUGCUCACAGUGGGGUGCUGCUCCAGUAUUAUGGCAUGACGGAGAUGAAUUACUACACAGUCCUGUUUGGGGUGUCACGAGCAUUGGGUGUACUGGCACAGCUCAUCUGGAGCCGAGCCUUAGGCUUCCCUCUAGAAAGGCCCAAGUCCAUGAGCACAGAGGGUCUGAUGAAGUUUGUGGACUCUAAGUCAGGGUAAAACUGGAGACUGGGGGAAAGUGACUACCAGAAAGUGAGGAAGCCUAAAUAAAAAGUAUACUUUUGUUUCAGGGGGCCUUUAAAGACUUAAGAUUAAAUUAUAUCUGAGGCACUGAUAAUAUGUU